Varanus komodoensis (Komodo dragon) is the source of this 2102-nucleotide messenger RNA. RefSeq names its product quiescin sulfhydryl oxidase 1 (gene QSOX1). Gene Ontology annotation, molecular function: protein disulfide isomerase activity; flavin-dependent sulfhydryl oxidase activity. The record is from RefSeq and is a predicted model, not a curated record. NCBI's taxonomy places the organism in Eukaryota, Metazoa, Chordata, Lepidosauria, Squamata, Varanidae. Gene Ontology annotation, cellular component: Golgi membrane. The transcript is spliced from 12 exons. The coding region runs from base 120 to 2102 and encodes 660 amino acids. Gene Ontology annotation, biological process: protein folding.
CGCCCUCCCGCAGCGCGUGGGUGGUCGAGUUCUACGCCUCGUGGUGCGGCCACUGCGUCCACUUCGCGCCCACCUGGAAGGCGCUGGCCAGGGACGUGCAGGAUUGGAGGCCCGCCGUGAUGCUGGCUGUGCUGGACUGCGCUGAGAUCUCCAACCAGAAAACAUGCAACGAAUUUGGGAUCACCGGCUACCCGACAUUGAAGUUUUUCAAGGCGUUCUCCAAGAAACCAGAGGAUGGCAUCAGACUCUACCACCACGGCGAUAACAUCCAGAGCCUGAGAGAGUCCAUCAUCGACUCGCUGGAGAGCCACAAAGGCGAGCUGCCGCCUGCGUGCCCACCUCUGGAGCCCAUCAGCACGGCAGGACUUCACAGCUUCUUCCAGGCUAACCGCGUGACUUACCUGGCCCUGAUCUUUGAGAAGGAAGGAUCCUACUUGGGCAGAGAGGUGGCUCUGGACAUGCUGAACUUUAAGAACGUUGCGGUGAGGCGAGUCCUGGAGAGCAACGAAGAGCUCGUGAAAAGGUUCAACGUCACCGCUUUCCCGUCUGCCUACUUGCUGUUCAACAACGGCUCCUGCAGCAGGAUCCCCGUGCACGUUGAUGCGAGACCCGCUUACACCCACUAUCUGAGGAGGUUGCCUGGGGUCGUUCGAGGCGACUCCUUCAGGCCCACCGUGCUGCCCACGGCAGGGCCAAGCACGACCGUUGCCCCCUGGCGGCUGGUGGACAGGAAGAAGGUGUACAUGGCCGAUGUGGAGUCAGCGGUGGUGUAUACCCUGAGGAGCGAGGCUGCACGCUACCCCUACCUGGAGAAGGAGCGGCUUUCCGCCCUGAAGCAGUACGUGAACGUCCUCACCAAGUAUUUUCCUGGACGUCUCAUGGUCAUGAACUUCCUUCUCAACCUGGACUUUUGGCUGAAGUCGAAGACAAAUAUUUCACAGAGCGAGUGGGAGGAGGCCCUGCGGAAUAAAGAGGAGCUUCCAAAUGCAAGAUUGCCCGAGAAAACAAUUUGGGUCGGAUGUCAGGGAAGCAAACCCGGGUUCCGAGGCUAUCCGUGUAGUCUGUGGACCCUCUUCCACCUGCUGACAGUACAAGAAGCGCUGCUUGACCCCAAGACCAGGAGGUCGCCGGAGGCCCUCCGGGCGAUGAGAGCAUACGUCCGGCAUUUCUUCGGCUGUCGGGAGUGCGCGGAGCACUUUGAAGGCAUGGCCGCCGAAGACAUGGACAAAGUGCAGCACACCGAUGCGGCCAUUCUGUGGCUUUGGUCAAGGCACAACCGAGUCAACGCUCGCUUGGCAGGGAAGACGAGCGAGGACCCCAGGUUCCCCAAGAUUCAGUGGCCUCCCCAGGAGCUCUGUUGGACGUGCCAGAUGAACAUCAACGGCCAGCGCAUCUGGAACAAGGCCUCCGUCCUGAAAUUCUUCAAACACCACUUUUCCACGCGCAACAUUUUCCUGGACUUCUUGGAGCCCAGGCGGGUGGCCCCGGCCAGAAACGGUCGCGAUGUGCAGGAUGGAGUCCCCGGGGCUGCGGGGGAGCCGGCAGAGGGAGGCGGCGGCGAGGAGCAGGCGAGGACGGAGAAGCAGGAGAGCAGGAGAAAGAAGCCCGGCUCGGAAAGACCGGGCCCCGCAGACCUGCACAGGCCGAGCAUCGUCAGGAUGAGCACCAAGACGAAAACGCUGGGGGAAGACAUCGUCGACCUGGACAGCUUCAGCGAGCAGCACUUCAAGAGCAAGGCCUUGAAGGCGGCGGGCCAGGCCGGCCCCAGGUCCCGGCGGAGCAGGCGGGACACCGGGGUGGUGCUGGUCCCGGACGAGGGCCACCAGUCCUUCGACCACGAUCCCGUCUGGGAGCCCCGGCGGCACGGGGGCCCGAAGCGCACGGGCGCCAUGGAGGAGCCGGAGGCGGCGGCAGAGGGCAGCUUGGUCCCCGGGAGGCGGAGCCAGUGGUUCCACAUCCUGGGAGCGGGCUUCUCCCGGCUGGACGUCAGCCUGUGCAUUGUGCUGUACCUCCUCUCCUCCCUGUGCUUGCUGGCCAUGUACACCUUCUUCCGCGUGCGCAUGAAGUACCACAAGAGCCGCCUGGGCUUGCCGUCGGCUUGA